CGGAGCGCAUCCUCGCUCGCUCGCGACCGGACCAGACGCUGCGCUCCGGCGUCUGAAGGCGAAGCUCCACAUGGCCACCCGCCGCCCGCUCCCGCUGCGGCUCCUGCCCUGCGCGCUUCUCUCCGCCCUGGUGCUGUGCGGCCCCGCCGCCGCCUGGUACAAGCAGGCGGCCUUUCCCGGCUACCGCUCGGUGGGCAGGGCGUCCGGCUUGCUGUCCGGUCUCCGGAGGUCGCCCUUCGUCCGAGGAGCGGCCCGCGAGGAGCCGCCGCCGCCGCCGAGUCGGCUUCCGCGGACGCCGGCGCUGCCUUGGAGCCUCAAGACAACGGUCGGUGCUUUGCCUGACGCGAUGUAUCCUUGGCCAAAGAGUUGUAAAGUUCAACUUGGGCGCGUCAGCACGCGUAAACGCUCCGACGUUCGCUCCGUGCCGGCGGCUCUCGAUUUGCUUUGCGAUCGACGGGCGACCGCCGCGUCCGAGCGACUGGACGCGGGCGCCGGGGUGGCGGGUGGAGGAGCCCAAAAUGCAGGGGGGGGCGCACUGAGCAACAAUAUUGACUGGAUUGCAUCGGGCGGGGUUUUUUUUUUCCCUCUUCUGCAGCUCACCUGUAUCCGGAACGUGGUGCCAAACCCGUCGAGUUGCCAACCGGUCUUCGGCCACGAGACAACGCUCAAGUGCAGAGCGGACGUCUUCCUCUCCCCGGACGACGCCGCGUGCGCAGCUCUCUUGUUUGCUUUCUGAUUCCCCGUCUCAAUGUUGCGCAUUUCUGUGUCCGUUCUUGUCCCGAUCGCAUCCUGCGUAUUUGUGCUCCGCCCCCGAUGCGCUCAUCGUGCCGACGCCAUUCCGUCGUUUGCCGUCCGAGCCCGUCGCCGAUACAAAGUACCUUCCCGAGGGGACCCGAGAAGUCCAAUAAAGACAACUACUCGUCCUUUGGCCUGGUGGCAUUUUAUGGCCUCCGGUUUGCGUGGCGCCGCGGGCCGCGCCCUCACCCGCGAUGCGCAAAAAUGACGCCGGGGUCUCUUCUUCUAUUCUUAAGCACGUCCGCGGUAACGUUGAAACCGCACAUCUCGUUAGCGUGGCCGACAAGAAAACAUUUGGGAGGAUAAAGGCAUCUCACUGGACGGAACAUC
Messenger RNA from Hippocampus zosterae (dwarf seahorse), 1125 nucleotides. RefSeq lists its product as uncharacterized. The record is from RefSeq and is a predicted model, not a curated record. Gene Ontology annotation, biological process: feeding behavior; G protein-coupled receptor signaling pathway. Bases 71 to 736 code for a protein of 221 amino acids. The transcript has a single exon. Lineage: Eukaryota; Metazoa; Chordata; Actinopteri; Syngnathiformes; Syngnathidae. Gene Ontology annotation, molecular function: G protein-coupled receptor binding.